Molecule: messenger RNA, 1407 nt
Organism: Hymenoscyphus albidus
Lineage: Eukaryota; Fungi; Ascomycota; Leotiomycetes; Helotiales; Helotiaceae
Source: the annotation of a GenBank genome assembly
CUCCAUGCUGAGCCUCAUCUGAGAUUUUCCAUUUGAGUGUGGAACUCAUCACUUCCUUUGUUUUGGCAUACAUCAUAUUGAAUAUUACGACGACCAUACUUCUGUUUUGAUUUGCUGGGCCAUCAAACCAUCAAACAGGAAACCGAUCGAUUUGUGGGGCAGCUGCUUUCCUAUCAAACUUGUUUACUUUUCUGAAACUUUCCACCAGCCGCUGGCGUAUAUAAAUAAUGGAUCCUUAUCAGAAUUCACGAGUUUAUGGAUCUGUAAGUAUCCGUCUGAAAUUAAUACCCACCAGUUUAGUAAUGACUCGGAAAGCCCGUCCCAGAAAGAGUACAAACCCCUGAGGGAGCCGGUUCGAAUGCCUCGCCCCCACCCCCAAGCGUUCCAUACGUCGCUCGCCAAACUUCCUCUGCCAGAAGCCCAACAGUAGAUCAUCGAGGUCGAGACCGAGAUAUCCACCGGUCCCAUGUAGCACCUCGUCGAAACGAAUAUUUCCUCCCGAAAGAAGGUAUUGACAAGGAGGUUAUUCAGGCGGAUAUAGGUCGUUAUUUGGGCAAUGAUGCAUCAGUACGGAUUGGGAAUUAUCAGGACCCAACUACUCGCAUAGUGCGGCAAGGAUAUCUGAUCAAUGCGUACCGGAAUUUGACCACAGCCAUGAUAGAAGAUCUCAAGUCUGAUACUGAAAGAUGGAGAACAGAAAUGUCUUCUCCGACUUCGCGAGGACGAACCCCCACUAUCGAGUAUGGGUCGUCAACCACACAUCAGUCGAGACAGUAUUAUGGCCCAACAGAGGCUCCAAUAAAUCCAACUUCAGGAAACCCUUCAUCGGAACCGAGCUAUUCUACUUACUCAAAUCCAUCGUCGAAUUAUCCCAAUACUGCCUCAUAUGACCCAAGUUCAUCUGGGUAUCCUUCAGCGAGUACUGAUUCCACAUAUGGCUCGAACUCCAACACGGGCGGAUAUACAUAUACCAGAUCAUCACAGGAUUACAUAACUCCCCAAAAUCCAUCCGGGGCUCCAAACUACCCCAAUCCAACGUCCCCAGGCGAGUAUGGAGGACGUAGUGAUUACCCAUAUGGAUCUUCAACGGCUGCAAAUACCUCCGCAUACUACCCGUCGCAAUCAAAUCCAAUUUCCCUUUCUCAAUAUCAGCCUUCCCCGAAUGUUGGAGAUCCAUACUAUCAUAAUCGUGGACCCACGAGCAGUGGAUAUGAAAACAAUCGCGGUGAGGGUUACGAGAAUACUUACCAGGGACCAUCGCAGGGGCCGACACAGGAUUAUUCUCAGAUUCCGAGGACGGCGCCUGUGACGGGUUCAACGCAUCAGUCUUCGAGGAGAAGUGAUCGGGAUAGUGGUCAUAGGGAUUCGGAUCGGCGGGAUAGGCAUUCUCAUCAGAGUCGGCGGUAG